Molecule: messenger RNA, 5005 nt
Organism: Eupeodes corollae
Lineage: Eukaryota; Metazoa; Arthropoda; Insecta; Diptera; Syrphidae
Gene: Dsp1
Product: high mobility group protein DSP1
Exons: 5
Coding region: 517-1998 (493 amino acids)
Biological process (GO): regulation of transcription by RNA polymerase II
Cellular component (GO): nucleus
Molecular function (GO): DNA binding, bending
Source: RefSeq, a predicted model, not a curated record
AAACAAAAAGAAAUGGAAUAACUGUAAAUUUUGAGUGGAUUUGAGCAACCAAUGCAAAGUGUACCACGAAGGAACGCAAAUGUGUAAUUGUAACUGAUAAAAUCAACUCGGUUUAAAAGAAGUGAAAAGGGAAUAGAAGAGGUAGAAACGCAGAAGCACCAGUAACGCUUAUGAUGGAAAAAGAUAAUUUAAUUUUAGUUGCAAGCUGACUUCUAGUUUUUUAUUUUUUUAUUUUUGUAAUGUGCAUCCCUUCGUUAUCGUUGAAUUCUCUCCUCGUUUAUUUAAAAGUGAAAAAUAUAAAUUUUCUGAAAUAGAAAUACAUAGAUCCUUGAACGUCUCCGUUUAAAUUUUUAGUAAAUUUUUGUCGUUAGUAUAUUUUCAACAAAACCUUCCAAAGAGCAUUAUACAGUGAUUUUAAAUAAAAAUAAUUAGACACAAUCAAAAAAAAAAAAAAAAAAUUAACUGACUGAAUUAAAAAAAUACAUAAUAGCAAUUAAAAUAAAUAAAAAAUUAAACAUGUCGGAGCACCAUCGUGGUGCUUGGGAAAAUCGUCAAGCAGCAGGAGAUGCUGUUUGGUGGCCAGCAGCGGCUACGCUUGCUACACAAGAUCAACAAACUUUACAUCAUCAACAUUUAAUUAAUCAACAUCAUCAACAGCAAUUAGCUGCGCAACAGCAGCAGCAACAGCAGCAACAACAACAACAGCAACAACAAUUGCAACAUCAAGUUGUUGUUCAGCAGCAGCAGAAUCAGCAGCAGGCGCACAAUGAUGCGUCGCGUAAUAAUUGCACAACAUCGGGUGUAGCGACACAACAGUUGUUUUCAUAUAAAAUGGCAAGUAGUUUUCAAAAUCCUGCUACAACAAUGGCACAAGUUGUGGCCACAUCAAAUGCUGGCAACACUGGCUAUGACUAUCGUCUGAAUAUGGCGGCUGCAGCAGCUGCUGUUCCUGGAUCACAAUGGUGGUAUUCAGCAGCUAAUCAAGGUCAAAUUGAUGCAAAUGCAUUGCAACAGCAUCAGCAGAACCAGCAACAACAGCAGCAACAGCAACAACAACAGCAACAAGCUCAGCAACAGCAGCAGCAACAACAACAGCAAGCUCAACAGCAGGCUCAACAGCAACAACAACAACAGCAGCAACAACAAUUAAAUAUGGGUCAAGCGGCAACGAAUCAGCAACAAACGAAGUCGUCGACAACGACAACGGCAACAACAACAACAACAACGCUACAAGAACAAAUAAAUAGCGAAAACAAUAAUCAAUCACAACCAACUCUUCAACCACAACAACAUCAAAUUCAAUUACAGAAACAACACAGCACAAUGAUUCGUGGCAAAGCGGACGCAAAACCUCGAGGCCGAAUGACUGCGUACGCGUAUUUUGUACAAACAUGCAGAGAAGAACACAAGAAGAAACAUCCCGAUGAGACAGUUAUAUUUGCCGAAUUUUCAAGAAAGUGCGCUGAAAGGUGGAAGACAAUGGUGGAUAAGGAGAAAAAACGAUUCCAUGAAAUGGCCGAAAAAGACAAGCAGAGAUAUGACCUCGAAAUGCAAAAUUAUGUUCCUCCUAAGGGCGUUGUUGUUGGACGAGGAAAGAAACGGAAACAGAUUAAGGAUCCAAAUGCACCCAAAAGAUCAUUAUCGGCAUUCUUUUGGUUUUGCAAUGAUGAACGUAAUAAAGUUAAAGCUCUGAAUCCUGAAUACGGCGUGGGAGAUAUUGCCAAAGAAUUAGGCAGAAAGUGGUCCGAUGUUGAGCCAGAGACAAAACAGAAAUAUGAAUUAAUGGCUGAAAAGGAUAAAGCGCGUUAUGAAAGGGAAAUGACAGAUUACAAACAAAGUGGGAAAAUUCCAUUAUCGGCGCCGUCAAUGAUUGCUCAAGCGCAGGCAGCGCAAAAAGCUGCGUUACUUGCUGCUGCCGUACAGCAACAGCAGCAGCAACAGCAUCAUGACGACCAUGAUGAUGAUGAUGGUGACGGAGAUGACGAUGAAAAUCAGUAGACUUAAGUUCGUAAUUAAAUUAAAUUACAAAUAAUAAUUAUAAAAUAAUAAUUAAACUAAAAAAGAAAAUAAACAAAAACUGAAGAAAUAAUAGAAAAAAAAGAAAGAAACCAACAAACAAUAUUUUUUGUAAAAUAUAAUAAAGCUGGUAAAAUGAAACAAAAACAAAAUAAUUAAAUUUAUAUAUAAUUUAAGAGUUAUAUACAAUUAAAAAACAAACAAAAAAAAAAACAAUGCUAAUGUACGAUAAUAUGAUUGUAAGUUAAAUCAGCGAUUUUUUGUAAGUUUUUUCUCCAAAAACAAAAAUACGUUUAAAGAAUUAUUUUCUUUUUUUACCUUUAAUUGGAUAUUUAAGUUUUUAUAUUAAAAAAAAAAAAGUAUACAUAAAAUAAACUGACAUCCACUUUCUCCCAUGAUAUCAAUAAAAAUGAAAAAAUAAAAACAAAACAAGUGAAACACAAUAAAAUGUUUUUAAUUUAUUUUGUUGGAACUUAUAUUGGUCAUUUUUUCUCCAAAUUUUUAAGAGCACAUUCGUAUUUUGUUUUGAAGAAUCAUAUUUUUUUUUUUAAGAAAAGAAAAGAACAAAAGACCCCAAACAAAAACUAGUAAGUAACAGAACGGAAAAUAUGUAAAUAACUAACACAAAAACUAAUAAAUUAAAAUUUAAAAAAAAAACAAGAAAUAAUAAUAAUUAAAACAAAAAAAAUGAUUUAUAUAAGAUUGAGCAAAUAAGUAUAAACAAUUAAGAUCUUACAUAAUUCUUAGUACUUGUACAUAGUUAACAAAUAUAUAUAUAAAUAAUAAUAGUCAAAAAUUACACUGGCGACUCGAACUAAAAACAAAAAUAUUCUUUUCGCAAAAUGAAAUUAUAACUAAAAAUUGUAUUUAAUAUAAAUAUAAAGUGAGAUGAUGUACAUGAUAUGUGAAGUAUGAUGACAAGCAGUGAAUGUUGUGGUCUUUUUGUACGUAACAAAAGUAAAUUUAAAAAAACAAAAAAAAAAUAAACAAUAAUAUAACUGAAUUUAAGUAAGAAGAUUUUCAAAGUUAGGGAUAUGCAAACUAUUAAUUAAAAACAAAAAAGAAGAAACAAACCGAACGUUAAAAAAAAAGAAAAAGGAAAUCCCAGUAACCAUCUUAUUGUUCCACAAAAUUUCAAAACAAAACAUUCGAUGGUGUUUAUACAAAAACAAAAAAGAUUUAUUUAGUUAACGCAGUGUUUAUUUUUUAUCAAAAAUUUAUUCUCAUUUGCCUUUUUUUUAUUUUUAUUGUGAUAAGUUGGAAUUCUGAGUGAGGCUCCUUUAAAAAAAAAAGCAAAAUAUAAAUCGUACUUUUAAGUCAUCAUUUUUUUUUUUUUAAAUAAAACAUCAAUGGUUCAUUAAUCUCAAAUAUUGAAUACUAAUCAGUUGGAUUGUAAUUAAAUUAUAAUUUAAAGCGGAAGUUAAUUUAAAAUGUGUUGCAUUUUCUGGUUUUGUCCAAGGCACAACAAAUAUAAAUUCGUCAUUUUUCAUAGUCCCUAUCAGUCUUGUCGACGGAGAAACAAAGCACUUGCGUUUACAUUUUACAUGUUUUCUUUCUAUGCUUAGAAAGCUUGUAAUGUUGUCUUUAAGUUCAAUCGAUUUUAUUUCAUUCGCUCAUGGGAAACAAAACUAAAACAUUUUUUUUAUAAUUCCGAAGUUUUUCUUUUUUAAUAAGAAAAACUUGGAUAUAAGAAAAAAUAGUCUUGUAUUUUAAGAGUUUCUUGUAUCAGACCACCCUUUUACAUCAUUUAACAGAUUGAAAGCAGUUAAACACUUUGAAACCUACCACUGCAUCAAAUAUAGUGACUUGAGCAUAUAUAUAAUUCUUAUUUUAUAAAUUGUUAUUGAUCUCUAAAAAACUAUUAGGGUCAUCAACUUGUGAAUUGAACUUUCGAUUCAAUUAGGUACUUAAAAUUGUUGGUAUGCCAAACUUGGAGUUAUGCCCCAUUUCUAGUAAUAUUGUGUGGCAUAAAUUUGACAUUUGGUAGAAAUAAGUUAAAUUUAUGAAUUACACAAGAAUUUGUUUCGCAAACGCGUAAAUCAACGCGAUAAAGCAAAACACGUUUGCUUGCAUCCACCAAAUACUCCAAAACUAAAUAUCGUACAUUAUUAUUUUUACGUUAACCAUUUACUGGGUUCUUGUCAGUAUAAGAUUUUGAGCCAUUCAAUUGUAGCGGCUACGACGAUUACUUCAAAAAUGCAUCAAAAGCGAAAUGUUUCUUAUGAAACCAUCUCAAAAUUUAAACUUUUAAGUUUUAAUUAUAACAAAUUUCAAACUUUCUAGACGAACCCAAUCAGGAAAGAGGAAUUUUCUUUGGUGCCUUAUGAAAUAAAACCAGAGCAACGUAAUUUACCUUGACUUUCUGUCUACCAUCAAAUAAAAGUAUUUUGGUUCAUAUUUUUCAGUUUAAAUACAAAAUAAAGAAAACUUAAAAGUUUUUUUUUUACUUUUUCUUUGGAUUUAUUUAUAAAAAUGUAUUUAUUUUCAAUUUAAAUUGAAAAAUGUCAAACAAAAUAAAAUUUUAAAAAUUUGUUUGCAAUAAAAAUACAAAAGAAACAAUUUCAGGCUCGAAAGAUUCCUAUUUAUAUAAAAUAAAAAAUAAGUAAAACAAGAGAAAACUGUAGCAUAACAUUUGGCUUUAAAAACAAAACAAAAGAAGAAGAAAAUAAGUUCAUCAACUACAAAAACAAUAGAAAAUAUGAAAGAAUAAAAUGAUUAUUAACUGUAAAGUUAUCAACUGCCACGUCUCGAUACAUUUAAAGAAAAAAUAAAAAAAUUAGAAAAAGCAGAAAAGUCUUGUCUGUUCCUUUAAAUAAAAUAAAAAUAGUUAUACAAAUAAAUUAUUCAGGGGGAACUACAAAUACAUACAUUUAAAACAAAAGAUUCAAAAUCUCAAGAAACAAAAAACAAAGAGUGUUAACAGUAUUUUUUUAAAUGUUCUUUUUAAUAUAAGAACAAAGAUUCAUUAAUUUUAAUCUGUUUGUUUUUU